GUUUGGCCUCACCCGCCCGUGGCCGUGCCCUUCCAAGCAGCCGAAGCUCCCCCGCUAUAUAACGGCGGCGGCAUCGUGCACUGCUCUGGCGUCACUCGAUCAUCCACAAAGCACAAGCUGUCACAAACUCGAAACCACACUUAGCUAUCAGUGAUGAUAAGAAAGUACGGUGGUGCCAUGGCUCCUCUUCUUGGCGCUUGCUGCAUCCUGCUCGCCGUCGUCAUGCUCGUGGCCGCGGCGCCGUCCGCGCGCGCCGACGACGAGCCGAGCGGGAGCGGGGCGCGCAUCCGGAAGCCGAGCGGCGAGUGGCGCGGGAGGAAGGUGGGGGCGAGGACGGAGGUGCGGGACGUGGAGGGGGACGAGGAGGUGCAGGAGCUCGGCCGGUUCUCCGUCGCCGAGUACAACCGGCGGCGCGUCGGCGGCGGCGGCAGGCUCGAGUUCGCCAGGGUGGUCGCGGCGCAGCGGCAGGUGGUGUCGGGGCUCAAGUACUACCUCCGCGUCGCCGCGGAGGAGGAGGGUGGCGCGGAGAACGCCGGCAGCGGCGAGGGCGAGCGCGUGUUCGACGCCGUCGUCGUCGUCAAGCCCUGGCUCGAGUCGCGCACCCUGCUCAGGUUCGCGCCGGCUGCCCCGAAGUAGGUGUGGCGGCACCGAUCGAGAGUGUGUGCGUCUGUGACUUUGGCCGGUCUGCUUUCUCGCAGACUUUGGUGAGCGAAUAAAAGUCUUGUUUUUGUAAGGGUAGCAGAGAGUGAAGACCACAAUAACUUUGCGCUGCCGUAGAUGGUCUGAGUCUGAAGGCUAUUGUACAGAGAGAUGAGAGUGACAAUAAAAUGCUGUUCUGAAUCAGAAUUGUAUC
Messenger RNA from Setaria italica (foxtail millet), 853 nucleotides. RefSeq names its product cysteine proteinase inhibitor 4. The record is from RefSeq and is a predicted model, not a curated record. Lineage: Eukaryota; Viridiplantae; Streptophyta; Magnoliopsida; Poales; Poaceae. Gene Ontology annotation, molecular function: cysteine-type endopeptidase inhibitor activity. The transcript has a single exon. Bases 154 to 636 code for a protein of 160 amino acids.